This is a messenger RNA of Gilbertella persicaria, 279 nucleotides long. RefSeq lists its product as uncharacterized. The annotation marks the transcript as partial. The record is from RefSeq and is a predicted model, not a curated record. Lineage: Eukaryota; Fungi; Mucoromycota; Mucoromycetes; Mucorales; Choanephoraceae. The transcript has a single exon.
UUAGUAUAUUACACCUGUAUUGAAGCAAUGUUCCAAAAGUUUAGCGGUAGGGGAAAUGCACGAUAUGUAAAUGGUAUGGGUUGUGAUAUAUACAACCAAGAGCGUUUAGUUAUGGAAUCGUCUGGUGGAUCAAUCAAGGAAAACAUCCAGCACACAAGCAAUGAUACAUUGAAGCAAAUGCAUAGUUCCAUUGGCAUUUUAAACUCUGAUAUAACGCAUAAAAUGGCAAGCUUUAUCAUUAUGAAAAAAUCAUUGGCUAUUAGGAUACGACUUGUAAAA